CCAAUUCGCGAAAUUGACCCCAGCUCUUCUGUCUUGUUUCUUUGCAUUACUGUUGUUUUGAACGAUUUCGAAAGUGUAGACUAGACUGUUUGUAAUAAACCGACUUUUUCACUCACAUUAUAAUUACUCUUUAGUUGUUUUCUGACGUUAGCGAUAGUUAAUAGUGAUAGUAAGGAGUAGCAGUGAAGAGGGAUACUGAGAGAAGGAACAGGUUGGAACGCGGCCUAAAGGCGCCACCGUUUGAAAGCAGGCUAACAUGGCUAGCUAACCGGCUAGCCCCUUGUGUUGCGUUGUGCGGAAAUGCACGGUUUUUCUCGUUGUGUUAAAGCCGGUGCCGACACACUGAGGUUGUGAUGGGUGUGCAGGAUUUGUGGUCUAUCCUCGGGCCGGUUCGUGAGUCGGUACCGUUGUACAGCCUGAGUGGAAAGACCCUGGCAGUGGACUUGAGUUUGUGGGUGUGCGAGGCUCAGCAUGUCCAAGCAAUGAUGGGCAAGGUGACAAAACCUCACCUCAGGAACUUGUUUUUCAGAGUGUCGUCGCUCACACUAAUGGGGGUCAAACUUGUGUUUGUCAUGGAGGGAGAGGCCCCUAAACUCAAAGCAGAAACCAUGAGCAAGAGAACACAGGGAAGGUUUGGAGGCUUCAAGAAGGCUGCCCCCAAGUCGGCAAGCACACAAAGUACCAGCAGGGGGCGCUUCAAAGCUGUGCUGAGAGAGUGUGCAGAGAUGCUGGACUACCUGGGUGUGCCGUGGGUGACCGCUGCUGGCGAAGCUGAGGCCAUGUGCGCCUACUUGGACUCCCAGGGCCUGGUGGAUGGCUGCAUCACCAAUGAUGGAGACAGCUUCUUAUAUGGCGCCCAGACCGUCUACAGAAACUUCAACAUGAACACUAAGGAUCCUCAGGUGGACUGUUACAGGACAUCACGAGUACAAACUGAGCUACAUCUGUCCAGAGAGGAUCUUGUUGGUCUGGCCAUCCUUCUUGGCUGCGAUUACAUUCCGAAGGGAAUACCAGGAGUUGGUAAAGAACAAGCCCUAAGGUUUAUCCAGAUGUUAAAAGGACAAACACUUCUACAGAGGUUUGUCCAGUGGAGGGAGGAUAAUGCAUGUGUGUCUGGGGAAGUUGUGAAGAAGGUUCCUCACUGCCUCGUGUGUCGCCAUCCUGGCUCAGCCAAGGCACAUGAGCGAGCCGGCUGUGUGCUUUGUGACAGUAAACGCUUUUGCCAACCUCAGGAUUUUGACUACCAGUGUUCCUGUGACUGGCACCGCAGUGAACAGACCCGCCAGGCUGCCUCUGCUGAGGCCAGCAUCAGAAAGAAAACAAUGGCAAGUGGACACUUCCCUUUUACUGAGAUCAUCAAUGAAUUUCUGAUCUCUAAAGAUAAGUCUGUGCCAAACUUUAAAAGAAGAAAGCCAAACAUGCUGAUGAUGCAGAAAUUUGCCUAUGACAAAAUGGAGUGGCCUAAGCACUACACCAGCGAAAAGGUUCUGGUCUUGAUGACCUACACGGAGCUGAUGAACCGAAAGUGUGGUAGAGAGGCAUCUUCGCAAAUUAAACCCCUCCAAAUAUUUAAACCAAGAGUGAGAAACGCAGUCGCUUGCUAUGAAGUCGUCUGGAACACACCAGAGCAUUACGUGUUUCCUGAGGAUCAGCCGGUGGAGAAUCAGGAUGAGGUGAGGACGGUGGAGGAAGAGUCUUUGUUCCGCCUCGCCUACCCAGAGAUAGUGGAGCUUUACCUGAGAGACAGAGCUCUGGCUGAGGAGAACAAGACCAAGAAGAAGAAAACUAAAAAUAAAAAGGAGAAGCCAUCAGACUUUUGUGAUGGUGUUUCUGACCUCUUGGCUCAGAUGACCAUUCAGAGUUCCACUUUAGCAAAUGCUGACACUCAACCACAGAUACUGCUGCCUGCCAUUUCAAACACAGAUGAACCAGAAGUGGUGAUUGUGGGCACUCCAGUGUCCCACAAACAGCAUCUAAAUCCCAGAGGAAACCACACCAGCCUGGAUGAUUUCCCCAAUACUCAAAGAGAAGAGCUGCCAUCUCCUCUGUCUCAUCCAUCCUGUAGCAGAAGUACAGAAUCAGAGCUUGUCGCUUCACCUUCUGUCUCCGCUGUAAUCGACGCGCUGCACCUGAGUGACAUCGACUGGGACGCUUUGUCCUUCACAUCCUCGCCAAGUCCACAAGCAGCCGCCAACUGCGCCGCAGAGCCCCUGCCAAGCAAAACCACAGAUGACCACUUUGAGGAAAGGGAAGCCAAAAACACAAAGCAGAAUACCUCAGCUGACGUAAAGAAAAUGAAGUCCAAACCCGCUCCGGAGUUGGGUUACACAGAGUGCCCUUUGCGGGACAGGGUUCUCAUGAGGAACACGGCACUGUCUCUGAACCACAUGGAUGCACCCAGUGACCAGGUUACAAAACAGCCACAUUACAAGUUAGCCUCCGUCAAAUCUAUUUCGCUAAAUCAAAAUCCUAAACGAGACGGAGAGAUCCUUACUGAAGGUGGUAAUGACACCAAACCAUCAGGGAAGCAGCAUGUUAAAAGAAAAGAACCUCUAAUCGAUAAAAGUCAAACUGUGACCAAUUCAAAACAUUCAGUGCCCUCAGCACAAGCUCAAAGCAAGGCAGGGGACAGUGGGAAUGGCACCCAAAAACCACCUCAGAGAUAUAAAUUUGUCAAGGCAGCCAUUUCUUCAUCCUCUGUGCCACCGCAGAGGAGCCACUCUGACCCCGGUCACACUGACAAGGCCAGGAAGGUGCCUCAGACCAACAAAAAGAGCGUGUGUGCCAGUGUGUGUUCAUCAAGCGAGGACAGUGAUGCAGAAAACAAGCAGGGUCGACCUCGUGGAAAGGCAAAAAUCAAGCCCAAAAACAACACAUUGGGUCGCUACCUCAAUGACUUCCCACUGAAACCCAUUUCCAGACAUCCCACAACCAAAUCAACUGUGAACACUGCUCAUAACUCCCAGUUAUUAGGGCCAAAGACUCAGAGGAGUCACAGUGUGGAUGUUCAAGUGAAGAGCAGCCAUCCAGCCACUGAGGACAAGUUCCAGGACGUCCCACCAGUGAGUGCAGAUGAAGAUGUGUUAGUUUUGACUCCAGCUUCGCCCGUCACUGUGUUAGAUAGUGAUGACUCUGUGGUUUGUAGUGAGAGCCCACUGCCGCUGGCAGAGAGACUGAAGCUCAAAUUCCUGCAGUAAGUAGCGCGGAGUAAAGACAAGGUUAAAAUAUUGCUUUUACUGUGCAUGUUUACAUGAUUUUAUAGAAGUAUUUAUAUUUCUUUCAACAGACCUUAUUUUCACAAGCCAUUUUGACAUGAAAUAGCAUGUAAACAUAGAUGUUACUAAUGAUAUUAAGAUUUUUUCAAAUUAAGGGUACUAGGGCCUUUACACUGAGGCACCAUGCACAACACUGAAACUCAACCUUAAUUAAUGUCAUUUGUAACACCUGUUUACUCUGCUAUUUAAUGUCGAAAUGGCUGUUGUGGAAAAAGUCUAUUAAUGAAUGGACAGAAGAGCAGCCUUUAUAACUGAGAAUAUUAUGAUACCUGUUUUUUUUAUUAAAAAUGUGACAUUUUGAUGGUUAUUCAUGUUCCAUAUUGUGAAGCCUAUUUGUCAAACUGCCUACCUCCGGGGGUUUUCAGACUUGUUCAUGUCCCUGACCCCCAAGUUGACCUUCAUGAAGUCACAAGUCCCGUGUUGAACUGAUUUUGCCCCACUGGGACCAUGAUAUGAAAAGACAUUUUGCUUUAUGUGAAGUAUUAAAUUGUUUUGAUGUCAUACUUGAACACUGAAA
Messenger RNA from Myripristis murdjan (pinecone soldierfish), 3792 nucleotides. RefSeq names its product GEN1 Holliday junction 5' flap endonuclease (gene gen1). Gene Ontology annotation, molecular function: 5'-flap endonuclease activity; four-way junction DNA binding. The coding region runs from base 354 to 3197 and encodes 947 amino acids. The record is from RefSeq and is a predicted model, not a curated record. The transcript has 13 exons. Lineage: Eukaryota; Metazoa; Chordata; Actinopteri; Holocentriformes; Holocentridae.